AAAGACAUUUAGUUUGUUAUAUUAUUGUUUUUUGUUCGUUGUUAUGCUCUUUCUCACCACAAGAGGGGGGCGCUUGCACACCGGAGGGGUCACGAACUUUUGAGUUAGUAUAGCGGUGUGACGCUCGGCGUAUCGGCUUUGUCUCUGACCCCUUAAUGUCUGGGUGAUAGUGUGCGUCCUUUAGACAGAACCACACACACACAAACGUCUUAAAGUGCUCAGACAUUAAAGAACUGUUCAACAUUACCUGGCUGUGGACCCCUCAUUGCAACUCACCUGAAAGUCUAUAAUUGCUGCCCUGACCCGACACCCUGUGGUGAUUGCUAGCCAGAAGUUUUCUUAUAUUACAAUCCCCAUUACAAUUUUGGUCCUUCGAGCCGGAUGAGCAACCACUGCAGUCAAGAUGUUCAGGCCACAUGAGAGAGAAGCCAAUGAGGAACGCCCACACAGAUACAGGCAGCGGCCAUCAUAUCUCCAGGACUAUGAGGUCGGUUACCCUGGGAGGUCCCGUUUUCCUGAGGAUGAGCACACCAGGCACAUAUCUUCUCCAGAAAUAAUCAGAUCAUUCAGGAGCAUGAGAGAGGAGAAUGACCGGCUGCGCCGAGAUGUCCAACGACUUGCAGACAUUAUCCAUAGUGCUCCUACAGUGUCUUCACGGCCUGCGUCACUGCCCAAGCGCCAAGAGGAAACAUCUGCCACACCAGCACCUACAAACCAGCAGACGCCCAUCAGAGGUCUUCAAGGCCCACGUCAGCCCGUAAGUGCCCCUCCGGUGAUCAGAGAUGUUUCUCCUGCUCCUGUCGGUCGACAUGCCAUAGUAGAAUCCCUCAGACAGCGCCUGCAGGAAACAGGAUUAUCAGAUCGAGCAGAGGCACCAGACACUGCUGGCACUUCAGAUCAUCUCCCCAAGGGUGAAUAUGUACUGGAAGACAUUCCUGAGAGCCCAUCGCCGUCAGAGCAGUUGUGUCACCAAGAUGACAGAAGCUCUCCCCCACGUGGUAAAGCUCGCCACCAAGCUGAGUGGCCCGAUAGCAAGCCUCGCUUCAAGUCUGAGGAGCAAUAUGAUCGCUAUUCUGGCCACCCCCAUCGCCGUGAUGACAGGUACCACCCUCGUUAUGACUCUUCUCCACCCCGUCAAAGUUAUCCAAGAUCCAGUAAUGAGUACAGUCGUCCUGCUCCAUCUUAUCGCCACAGUAGUCUAAGAGCUCACCCUGACAGCCGCUACUAUGGGUAUGAGAGGGGGUACUCAUCUAGUUACAGAGACCAUCACGAUGACUCCGGCCAUGCAUAUUAUGAGAGGAGACAACGAGAGGGCAGACACUCACCUGAUCCAUCAUAUUCAUCAUCACGUAGCCACUCCCCAUACAGGAGGGCACCAGCUCGAGAGAUGUAUCGCGGACCCAAGCCAACAAUCCCAGACUUCAAGUCAGAAGACCCACGUGAGUUUGCUAGAUUAAAGCUGGCCCUGGACAAUUUAUUGCCAUAUGAUGCAUCAGAGCACUUCAAGUUUCAAAUACUCACUGAUCAUCUCAAAUGUGAGGAAGCACUGCUCAUUGCUGACUCCUACAGCAACAGUCAUUACCCAUUCACAGACACUAUGAUGGCGCUCACAGAGAUGUAUGGUCAACCUCAGCAGUUAGCAUUGAAGAGGAUCUCCAAUGUGAUGGAUGGGCCCAAUAUAAGAACUGGGGACAUUAAAGCCUUUAAGUCAUUUGCUCUUCAGAUCCGUGCACUGGUUGGGAUGCUACACCAACUGGGUAAUCAGGGAUGGACUGAACUGCAGUGCGGCUCACACGUCUCUCGCCUCUUAGCUAAGUUACCACAUGACCUAAGAGCUAAUUUCCACAGAUUUGUGAACCCUAUCUCCACUCCCAUACCUACACUCCUCGACCUGGCUGACUGGCUCGAAUAUGAGGUGAGAGUUCAAGUUAGUGGAGAUCAACAUGUCAGUAACCCAUCCAGGGAGAGAUCAGCUCCAUCCAAGAGCCAAAGCCCCGCUUUCAAGUCUCAGAGAUCUACCACCAUUCUCCUUGGCAGUGAAUCAGACACAAUAAAGAAAGCAGCUAUUUUUCCCGCUCCAGCACAGAGAGAGGGUACACAAGAUAAGCCUAAAAAGUACUGUCCCUUCUGCGACACAGGGCAGCACUAUUUCAACCAGUGCAGCAACUUCAAACUUCUGUCAGUGGAGCAGAAGACACAGUGGAUCAAGACGAACAAUCGCUGCUGGAGAUGUGGACGUGAGCACCUAGCCGCCAAGUGUAACCUCAAGGCCAAGUGCAAGCAGUGUGAGAGGAAACACCUGGACAUUCUCCAUGAAGUUAACACCAGCCAGAAUGCCACAGCAACUAGUAAACCCCCAGCACCUGAAGCCAGUACAUGCCUUGUGAGUUCUGCGUCAGAGACUCUAUACGUCGACCGCCCAGCCAGCAGCCGCCAGGUGUUACUGAAGCUGAGUCGAGUCAUCCUCCAGAGCGGCAACCAGAUACUUGAAACCUACGCCAUACUGGAUGACGGGUCCGAGCGCACCAUACUCCUGAAUGAUGCUGCUAUUCAGUUAGGUCUUCAAGGGCAGGCUGAAGAACUCACACUCCGCACAGUCCGACAGGAAAUCUGUCCCAUUCAGGGAGCAACUGUAUCCUUCACAGUGGCUUCUGCUUCAGAACCGGAGAAGUGCUACAAGAUCAACAAAGCCUUCACUGCCAGAGAACUGAGCCUAGCCCACCACACCUAUCCAGUCCAAGCUCUGCAGCACAAAUACCGUCACCUGAGAGACAUUCCAUUGCCCGCUAUCAAGGAUGCCCAACCGCUGCUGCUGAUUGGGUCAGAUUAUCCUCAUUUGAUAACUCCAGUGGAACCAGUGCGUCUUGGCCCCCCUGGCGGACCUGCAGCAGUGCGCACUAGAUUAGGAUGGACUCUACAAGGCCCUACAAGCUUGCUAUGUCAUCAACUGUCCCCACAACAGUGUCUUUUUACCAUCUGCAACCCUCCAGAAGCUGAGCUCCUCAAAAAUGUGGAGAAGUUGUGGCAGUUGGAUAUCUUGCCAUACAGGAGUGAGCGUCUGAUUACCAGGUCAAGGCAGGAUGCAGAAGCCGUUCGCAUAUUGGAGAAGAAGACCACAAGAGUAAUGGUGGAUGGCGUAAACAGGUAUGCAACUCCAUUACUCUGGAAACAAAACCUCUCUCCUCUCCAUGCAUCAAAGGAGGCAGUGCUGGCUCAGUUACGUGGAACAGAAAGACGCCUUGUGAGAGACCCAGAGAAGGCAGCUAUCUACUCCAGAGAGAUCCACAAGCUCAUCGAUGCUGGAUAUGUCAAAGCCAUUUCUCCUGCCAAAGCUGAAGAGAGUAACUAUUCAUGGUUUAUUCCCCACCAUAUGGUGCAGCACAAUCAGAAACACAGAAUUGUCUUCAACUGCUCCUUCACAUCCAAUGGACAGAGUCUGAAUGACAACCUCCUUCCCGGGCCUACCCUUGGAGCCAGUCUUUUGGGGGUUCUGCUCAGGUUCAGAGAGCACCCGGUGGCCAUCAGCAGCGAUGUGAAAGGAAUGUUUCACCAAGUCCGCCUAUUAGAAGAGGACAAACCAUUCCUUCGCUUCCUGUGGAGAGAUGUUAAAGUGGACCAAGAGCCAACCAUCUAUGAGUGGCAGGUGCUCCCGUUCGGCACAACAUGUAGUCCGUGUUGUGCCACAUUCGCACUCCAGAUUCAUGUUCAAAGGCACACUGAACCAGAAGAAGAUGCCCGUCUGUCAGUUGAACGUUGCUUUUAUGUUGACAACUGCCUACAGAGCCUCCAGUCUCAAGAACAAGCCAAGCAGCUGGUCAACUGCCUGCACACACUACUGAAGGAGGGCGGAUUUGAGCUGAGAGAAUGGGCCAGCAACGUUCCCACUGUGAUUCAACAUCUGCCCAAGGAAUCCUGCUCUGAAAACAGUACUCUCUGGUUCACACAGCAAACAGCAGACCCUCAGGAACGCACCCUUGGACUCUUGUGGCAGUGCAAAUCCGACACACUGCAUUAUAAACAGCACCAGUGUGAGUGUCCAGAACUUACCAUGCGGAACAUCUACCGCCUACUUGCCCAACAGUAUGAUCCUCUAGGAUACAUCAUUCCCUUCACAACCAGAGCUAAGGUCAUUGUGCAGCGUUUGUGGGACAAGAAAAGAGGAUGGGACGAUCCAAACCUCCCCGAAGAUCUGCUGCAGGCCUGGAAAAUAUGGGAGAAGGAGCUGCCACAGUUGUCACAUGUUAUGUUGCCCAGAUGCUAUACCAACCGUGGCAUGGACUGUAGUACCAGUAGCAGGACCAUACACGUCUUCUGUGAUGCGUCUGAACGUGCUUACGGCUCUGUGGCGUAUCUGCGGACAGAUUGGGGUGAUGGACAGGUUCAAGUGGCCUUCCUAGCUGCCAGAUCGAGAGUCGCCCCAAAGAAGCAGCUCUCAAUACCCCGGCUUGAGCUUUGUGGGGCUUUAACAGGAGCACAGCUAGCUUCAGUGCUAACCAAAGAACUCACAGUCCAGAUCCAAGCAGUGGUUUACUGGACCGACUCCACUACAGUCCUGAACUGGCUCCAGUCAGACUCCUGCAGAUAUAAAGUGUUCGUGGGCACAAGAGUAGCAGAAAUACAGGAGCUGACAGACAUUAAUGCCUGGCGCUACAUUGAUUCUGUUUCAAACCCUGCGGACGACAUCACAAGAGGGAGAACACUGACACAACUCGCUGGAGAGAACAGAUGGCGUCAUGGACCCCCCUUUCUCUCACAACCAUCUGACCAGUGGCCAGAGAAGCCAGUUAAUCCGGUUACAGAAGAGAAAGAUGAGCUGCGGAGCACUGUGUUUUGUGGCCUGACCAGUUCUGCAGAUCCAGCUGUACCUGACAUACAGCAGUUUAAAACAUAUCAAGAGCUGUUAGAUGCCACAGCACAGGGGCUACACGGGGCGGCUGAUAAAACGCCUCUCACUGCUGACGACUACCAUGAGGCAGAGUUAUCUCUCCUGAGACAUGCACAGACAGAGAGCUUCCCAGAAGAAGUGGCCCUGCUCAGAGCUGGUAAGCCCCUCUCUUCCACUAGCAGAUUACUAACAUUGUCUCCUGAAUAUGACCGAUCUUCCAGCCUGGUUCGUGUUGGUGGAAGACUUAGAAGAUGUGACGCUCUAAACCCAGACAUGCUGCACCCCAUACUCCUGUCAGCCUCUCACCCAAUCUCCAAGCUUCUGAUUCAGCGCUACGAUAGCCAGCUGCAACACCCUGGAGCUGAGCGUGUGUUUGCAGAGCUGCGCCGGAAGUACUGGAUACUGAGGGGCCGAGAAGCAGUUAAGAAACACCAACAUACCUGUGUGGACUGCAGGAAGUGGAGAGGCACCCCUCAAGUGCCCAAAAUGGCUGACCUACCACCCUCCAGUCUGAGGCUCUUCAAACCGGCCUUUUAUUCUACAGGUGUCGAUUGUUUCGGACCCAUGCUUGUUAAAAUGGGCCGACGUACUGAGAAGAGGUGGGGCAUUUUGUACAAGUGCCUCACUACACGAGCCAUUCACCUGGACCUCUUGCCCAACAUGGACACAGACUCAUUUCUGAUGUCACUCAGACGCUUCAUCGCUCGCAGAGGGAAACCUCAUGAGCUCCUCUCCGACCAGGGCACUAAUUUCAAAGGAGGAAGCAAGGAGCUNUCUCCUUUGAAAAUACCAGAUUUUGUGCUUUGUUCAGUGUUUGUCUUUCAAAUUAAAUUACCUCCAAACUAUAAAACAAAUGUUACGUUACACUUACUUGAGUAG
Molecule: messenger RNA, 5764 nt
Organism: Boleophthalmus pectinirostris (great blue-spotted mudskipper)
Lineage: Eukaryota; Metazoa; Chordata; Actinopteri; Gobiiformes; Gobiidae
Exons: 2
Coding region: 404-5764 (1786 amino acids)
Molecular function (GO): nucleic acid binding
Source: RefSeq, a predicted model, not a curated record